This is a messenger RNA of Chaetomium globosum CBS 148.51, 4032 nucleotides long. RefSeq lists its product as uncharacterized. Gene Ontology annotation, biological process: transmembrane transport. Gene Ontology annotation, molecular function: ABC-type transporter activity; ATP hydrolysis activity; ATP binding. The transcript is spliced from 2 exons. Gene Ontology annotation, cellular component: membrane. The record is from RefSeq and is a predicted model, not a curated record. The coding region runs from base 1 to 4032 and encodes 1343 amino acids. Lineage: Eukaryota; Fungi; Ascomycota; Sordariomycetes; Sordariales; Chaetomiaceae.
AUGAAGUUCGUCAACACCUUCACGGGCUACGGCCGCCUGCUCCUCUCGGGCAACCCGUCCCGCACCGACCUCUGCACGCUCCUCGCAGCCAUCCUCUGCGCCAUCGCCUCGGGCGUGCCCUUCCCCCUAAUCGGGAUCUUCUUCGGCCAGCUCCUCAACGACUUCAACGAAGUCACCUGCCUCGAGCCGACCACCAACUCAGAAGCCCUCUCCCCCAGCGCCGCGGCCACCUACCAAUCCGGCGUCAACUCCAAGAUCCUCAUGAUCGUGUACCUGGCCAUCGCCCAGUUCGUGACCAUCUACGCGCACCUCACCUGCUGGACGCUGUACGGCUCGCGGCUGGCGCAGCGCCUGCGGGAGCGCUACCUGGCCACGCUGCUGCGCCAGGAGCCGUCGUACUUUGAUGGCCUGCCGCCAGGAGAGGUGGCGUCGCGGCUGAGUGGGGACAUUCAGACGAUUCGGUCGGGCACGUCGGAGAAGGUGGGGAUUUGUUUGUCGAGCGUGUCGUUUUUUGUGACGGCGUACGUGGUGGCGUUUGUGAUGAAUGCGGAGCUGGCGGGGAUGUUGGUGAGUUUGGUGCCGGCGUAUUUUUUUAUGUCGUUUGUGGGGAGCCAUUAUAUUGAGAAGUAUUCGGGUUUGGUGGCCGAUCAUGCGGCGAGGGCGGCGUCGGUGGCCUCUGAGGCAUUGAGCAAUGUGGUGGUGGUGCAGGCGUUUGGGGCGAAUACGAGGCUGGAGGGUAAGUUUGCCGAGGCGCUGUCUGCGUCGAAGAGGGAGGGGUUGAAGAAGGCUACGGCGGUGGGGAUACAGUCCGGUGUGCUGUAUUUUGUGGCGUAUGGUGCGAACGGCCUGGCGUUUUGGCAGGGGAGUCGGCGGAUCGCGGAUGCGGCAGGUCAGGAGUCAGGGGGUGCCACCGUGGGCGCGACCUUUACGGUUAUUUUCAUUCUUAUUGAAGCCACUUUACUCCUGAGCCAAAUUGCCCCUUUUGUCCACCUUUUCAUCGCGGCCGUGGCAUCGUUUCGGAAGCUGCGCGAAGAAAUGGAUCGGGAAUCGCAGAUCGAUGGCACGGCUAUGUCAGGGGUAAAGCUUCCGGCCCAGGAAGAUCCGGAGGCCAAGUUCGGGUUUGAGCUUAAGGAUGUUUCCUUUACCUACCCCUCGAGGCCUGAGAUCACCGUGUUGGACAAAAUCGACAUUAGCAUCCCGGCCAACAAACACACCGCCAUUGUGGGCCUCUCGGGGAGUGGCAAAUCUACUGUUGCUGGGUUGGUUACAAGACUGUACGACCCUGCAAGUGGACGAGUUUGUUUCGCUGGCCAUGACCUUCGCGAGAUCAACGUCCGCGAGCUGAGGAGUUUUGUCAGCUUGGUCCAGCAGGAACCAUCCCUCCUCGACCGGUCACUCUUGGAGAACAUCGCCCACGGAUUGGUCAAUUCCGGUAGCUUGGCCCAUGAUCAUCUCAAGACAACGCUACUCGGCCCUGAUCUUGCCGAUUUGGCGGGUAAGGUUCGAGAGGGCGAGGAUCUCGCAACAGCCGCGGAAGCGUUCGGCCCCAACGUCGUCGAGAUCGUGACCCUGGCGCAAAACGCGGCAAAACUCGCAGAUGCUGAUGACUUCAUAACACGGCUGAACCACGGCUACGGCACAGUCGUUGGUUCCAGUGGACGGUUAAUCAGUGGUGGCCAAAAACAAAGGGUAGCCCUGGCUCGGGCCCUAGUCAAAGACCCAUCUGUGCUCGUCCUGGAUGAGGCCACCGCCGCCCUCGACUCGAGAAGCGAGGACCGGAUCCAGCGGGCCAUUGCCAACAUCUCGGCUGGCAGAACCCUGCUUACCAUUGCCCACCGCCUUUCCACCAUCACCGGUGCGGACAACAUCAUUGUGAUGCACAAGGGGGUCGUGGUGGAGCAAGGUGACCACGCCACGUUGAUGGCUAAGGACGGAACCUACGCCGAGAUGGUAGAACUGCAGACCCUCGGGUCAGUAACUAGGAAGGAUUCGACCUCUGGCAGUACCACUAGCACCACUAAAGUGGAUCAAACGACCUCCAAGGAUGGACUAGAAAUUGGUACGAACAGCGUCGCGUCCUGCAGCGAAGCCGGUGACAAAGAGGACGACGAAAAAGCGACCCCCGCAAUCGAAGCCCCUGUUGCGGUGUCCGCCAAAGGAGGAGACGAAGAAGAACCCGAAACCCCGUCGACAUCACUCUGGGCCUUGGUAAAAGGCUACUCCCCCGCCGUCCGGCCACACCUCCUUGUAAUCGCCCUCGCCCUCCUCGGCUCCAUCCUGGUCGGCGGCGCCUUCUCCGGCGAAGCCGUCAUCUUCGGCAACACGGUCGACAGCCUCAACAUCUGCCGCAGCCCCGACAGCAUCCGCGCCAGCGGCAAUUUCUUCGGCCUCAUGUUCUUCGUGCUCGCCAUCAUCGAGUUCUUCGCCAACGCCGCCAGCUGGUCGGGCUUCGGCUGGGUGACGGAGCACAUCGUCUACUCGGUGCGCGUCCUCUCCUUCCGCUCGCUGUUCGAGCAGGACAUCCAAUGGCACCAGUCCCACGGCCGCACCCCCACCGUGCUGCUCUCCUACAUUACGCGCGACGGCAUCGCCCUGGCCGGGCUCAGCGGCUCGGUCAUCGGCACGCUGUUCUCCAUCACGGCGAACCUGCUAGCCGCCAUCAUCAUGACGCACAUCAUCGCGUGGCGUAUCGCGCUCGUCUGCCUGGCUCUGGUGCCGCUGCUGCUGGGCGCGGGGCUGAUGGAGCUGCGCGUGCUGGGGGCGUUUGAGGAGCGCCAUGAGAGUGCCUACGCGCGGUCCGUGGAUAUUGGGACUGAGGCGGUGGCGUCGAUCAAGACGGUUGCCGCGCUGGCGUUGGAAGAUGAGACGCUUAGGACGUAUCGUCGUUCGUUGCGCGGUCCGACGAGGGAGACGUUGAGGGUUACGGUGCUGGCGAGCUUGUGCCAGGCCGUGACGUAUUUCUUGGGGAACUGUGUCAAUGCGCUGGCGUACUGGUGGGGGGCGAAGCAGAUCAUUGCUGGGAAUGUCACGACGGCGCAGUUCCUCAUCGUGGUGUUCUCGUUGCUGGUUAGUGCGCUGCUCUGGAGUCAAAUGUUUGCUCUCGCGCCCGAGUUGUCUAGUGCUCGGGCGGCGAUGGCGAGGAUCCUGGGCUUGAUCGAGAUUGGGUCGGAUGGGAUGCAGGGAAAUGUUCGGGUGAUUGAGGCUUCUGCCGCUGUGUCGGAGCCUGCGUUAGAGGAGAAAUCUCUCGAGGCAGUGGCCGGUCGGGGUUCGCCUGGCAGCAACGAAGCUGCUAGCGUGCAGUUUCGAGAUGUCUACUUCUCUUAUCCCGCCCGUCCGGAUGCACAAGUCCUAAAAGGCCUAAGCAUUGAUAUGAAGCCGGGAAGCUUUUGUGCCUUGGUUGGUCCGAGUGGCGCGGGAAAGUCGACCAUCAUCUCCUUGGUUGAACGGCUAUACACCCCACAAUCUGGAGCUGUCCUUAUUGAUGGGGUUGACGUGACGAAGAGCCGGGACACGUCUUUCCGGGAUGAGAUUGCGCUGGUGCCCCAGGAGAGCAUGCUUUUUGAGGGAAGUAUCGCCUUCAAUAUUGGACUCGGUGCUAGGCCAGGCCAAGAGGCCACCAAAGAGGACAUUGUGGAGGCGUGUAAGUUGGCCAACAUCCACGACGUUAUUGAGGCCCUUCCCGAAGGAUAUGAGACGCUCUGUGGGCCAAGUGGUGCGAGAUUCUCAGGUGGCCAGAAGCAGAGGCUGUCGAUUGCUCGUGCCCUCGUGCGGAAGCCGAAGCUGUUGAUUCUGGAUGAGCCAACUAGUGCCUUGGAUGCCGAGUCAGAAAGACUGCUGCAAGAGGGGUUGGAAAAGGCAGCUGUGGGCAUCACCGUCAUUGCUAUUGCUCACCGGUUGCGCACUAUCAAGAAGGCAGAUCGUAUCUUCUGGAUAGAAGACGGCCGGUGCGUGGACUCUGGAACACACGAAGAGUUGUUUGAGAAAUCUGCCGGUUACAGGGAAAAUGUGAUGCAUCAGACGGUGGCUGAGUAG